AUGGGUCCUCUCGCGACGCUUCUGCUGGCGCUGAUUAGCGUCUGCAGCUUCACACACGCUGCUGCUGUGGACUCCUUCUCCAUUGCUUCGCAUCGUGACUAUGCUGACAGCAAUAAUUUACCCCGAAAACGACAGAGUGGCAGCGUUCCAUCCGAGCUCGGCAAAACGCUCUACUGGUUCGCCAACUUCUCUGUUGGAGAUGCAGACUCCGUCCGUCUUCUCAUCGACACUGGGUCGACGGACCUGUUGAUGAAUGAGGGCGUGUACAAGCCAUCGAAGAACCAAAAGCCCUACAAAGGCCACAAGAACUUCACCAUCACCUACGAAGGCGUCAGCAGAGGUGGCUUCGGCUUUGAGACACUCAAUGGCACAACCAUGACCGACACCGUUUCCGCCGGUGGCCUGACCGUCAAACACCAAGCCAUGGGCAGCUUAACGGACUACAAGUACUACAACACGCCACCGAAACCGUACGCAAUGCAAGGCGACGGCAUCAUCGGCUUUGCUGGCGCACGCUCAAGUUCCUUCACCCCCGGAGCCAACUCGUGGUUCUGGAACCUCUGCAAAAACAAAGCCAUCUCGCAGUGCAAACUCGGCUUGCUGUUCGGCACAAGCGGCAAAGGCCAAACAGUCCUCGGCAAACGCGCCACCCACCACCUCAAAAACCCCCUUACCACCGUCCCGGACCUCGAAAACACCUACAUCGUCCGCGGCGACAUCACCCUCAACAACCACAUCGUACUACGCUCCCAAUACCUCAUCCUCGACUCCGGCACCGACAACAUCCAAGCCCCGCUCCCCGCCGCCCACCGCCUCUUCUCCCUCCUCAACCUCCACCCGCACACCGCCAGCGGCGCCAACCCCGUGCACCCCCACCACCCAGUCCGCGAGCUGACAGCUUUUUUCCCAUGCUCCCGCCCCCCGGUCCUCGGGUUCUCGUUCCCGCCGCACGCGGAGCUGAAACCGGGGCAAAAGGCGCGGGUGUUCAACGUCUUGCCGGAGGCCUGGGGGGUUUAUCCGCAUGGGGAGGAUAACUGCACGAGUAUUCUGGGCGGGACGAAUGCUUUGGAUGGGCUUCUGGGACGGGGGACGGGGGCGUGGUUGGUGGGGCAGAGUUUUUUCCAGGGGCAUUAUGUGGAGUUUGAUCUUGAGGGGGGGACGAUUGGGUUUGGAGAUCUGGUGGAUCCGGGGAUGGAGGGGUGUGCUUAG
Messenger RNA from Saxophila tyrrhenica, 1209 nucleotides. RefSeq lists its product as uncharacterized. Gene Ontology annotation, biological process: proteolysis. The record is from RefSeq and is a predicted model, not a curated record. The transcript is spliced from 4 exons. Gene Ontology annotation, molecular function: aspartic-type endopeptidase activity. NCBI's taxonomy places the organism in Eukaryota, Fungi, Ascomycota, Dothideomycetes, Mycosphaerellales, Extremaceae. The coding region runs from base 1 to 1209 and encodes 402 amino acids.